Filobasidium floriforme is the source of this 1440-nucleotide messenger RNA. RefSeq lists its product as uncharacterized. The transcript has 6 exons. The record is from RefSeq and is a predicted model, not a curated record. The coding region runs from base 1 to 1440 and encodes 479 amino acids. Lineage: Eukaryota; Fungi; Basidiomycota; Tremellomycetes; Filobasidiales; Filobasidiaceae.
AUGAUUUUGGAUUGCAGUUGGGUUUCUGCUGCUUUCCGCUACCAUACUACACUCACAGCGAACCACACUAUGGAAUUCCCAGGCCUAGACCUCUCAUCCCAUGAAGGGGUUACAUUGAAUGACAUGUGGACCUCGCAUGAAGAGUUACACGAUGAUAAUCUCCCCGCCUUGGAUGAGGACGCCGAGGAGACAUUCGACGUACGCAAAGCUGGCUUAAACAAGCUCAGCAAAAUCCGGUACAUGCAAAUGCUGGAGAUGAUGUCAGAGGGUCUGCGUGAAUUAGCUACUCGAGUAGCUGCGGAGAUGGAGUUCACGCCGGAGCAAUGCAUGUUCUCCAUCUUAUCGCUUCAUCAGAAAAAGCAAAAGCGAUCGCGAACUCAGAGCGAGUGGAACGCCUGGGUUAGCCUCACUUGGCAGGAGGAAUACCCUAAGCUCUCGUCACUCGGAUCGACUGCACCCUCCCCCGACGCUGCCGCUCUCCCUCCUUUAGCACCCCCUCCUGCUUCUGCUAAAGAUCGCAUCGCGCACGUUAACCGCAAGGCGAAGAUCAACCGCGAACAGGGCCGGUGGACACCACAGGAGAUCAAGAGCGCUAUGGAACAACUAAAGGCAACGGCGGCUGCCAAACCAAGUCAGCCCACACAUAAUAAGGCACUUAACGACGAACAACAAAUCAUUUUACAACGUAAUAAGGCUCAGCAAAUCUGGGACGCAACAUGCUCUACCCUUCGACACCUGCACGAUAUCUACAAUAUCGGCACCUGUCUCUUGAUGGUUCCGCUGGUUGCAAACCACUCUUUCAGGCCACAGAUGAUGAUACAGAACAUCUGGCUAGAGCGCACCAUUCAAAAGCUUUGGAGAAUCGGGAUUACGCCGGAGGCCGUACAACACCAUCUCAAUAAGCUCAUGGUCACCCUAGUCGAACAACGCAUUCAUCACACAUCGGAGACCUCACAAGCUCUCACUGCAGGUCAAAUACACCAACGGGAUGCCCUUCAUCAAGAACACUUCCAGUCCAUGAAGAUCGCCUCGAGACGGGAGACAAUCGCCACUCAUAUCAAGGCAUGCAUCUUAGCCACAUGCGGAGUGGACUUGCCGACCGUUCCUUGGAGUCGAUUGCAUUUAAUCGCAUGGCAGAACGACGUAAGGUGGAAAGGCGUCCCACUCGAUACCAAUUGGGUUAAGGUGUCGAAGAUGACGCAGCCCGACUUCGACAGGGUUGCUUCAGCGUACGCUCAACAGACGUUUCGACUUGAGAAGCUCAGUGAGACGCCAGCCCUCUUUGCAGAGUACAAGAGGGUAUUGGAACUGCUGGCGUAUGAGAACUUCCCCAAGAAGUUUGCCGGACUCCCAGGUUUUGAUGGCUCACAGGAUGACGCAGCUCUUCUCGCCGAGCGUGUUGAAUUACUGGACAAGCUCCGGGACGACGCUGGCGAAUGA